Messenger RNA from Chinchilla lanigera (long-tailed chinchilla), 9615 nucleotides. RefSeq names its product Ewing tumor-associated antigen 1 (gene Etaa1). The record is from RefSeq and is a predicted model, not a curated record. NCBI's taxonomy places the organism in Eukaryota, Metazoa, Chordata, Mammalia, Rodentia, Chinchillidae. The transcript has 5 exons. The coding region runs from base 186 to 2381 and encodes 731 amino acids.
AUUAUCAUGUACCUUCAAUUCUCCAAAUGAUCCAGAUGGACAGAAUGAUAUCUUUUGGGACCAGAAUUCUCCAAUGACAAAACAGUAAAGGAAGAAAAAAGCAGAUUUACACCACAGAUAGUGAUGUGAUUUCACAUAUUGUUAAUCGUAUUGCUCCUCAGGUUGACAAACCAACAACUAAUUCUAUGCUGGGCAUCUGGAUUGGUGAAACUGCUAUUCCCUGUACUCCCACUGUAGCAAAGGAAAAAUCAAGAGUAAAAAUGAGCUGCACAAAGUUAAAAACACAAAAUCGAGAAAAAGAACUUAUGAAACUGGCUGAACAAUUUGAUAAAAAUAUGGAAGAACUAGAUGUGAUUCAAGAACAAACCAAGAAGGGUCUUGAUUUUAUCCAGAUAAUUUCAGACACAGAGACUUCGCCUAAUUGUAAAGAUUGUGUACAGAUGCAUUCAUCAUGUGAUACAGUUCCUGAAAUGGAUAAUGCUACAUUAAAGAAGCCAAUGGAAGGAAACACCUCGCUGUCUGGGGCAAAUGAUCAAACCAACAGUCAGAAGCCAUUUGAUCAAAGUGUUGAAGCAGCCUUUAAUGCAAUUUUUGAUGGUUCUACUCAGAAAUGUAGUGGACAGCUAAGCCAAGAUCUGUCACAAGCUUUUUUGUACAACAUUGAUACUACUUUGGGGGAAAAAAGUGCUUUGACAAAGCAGAGUAUCAUUACUAAUGAAAGUCUAGUCACUGAAACACUGCCAAGUAAAACCACAGUACCACUUUUUCCUCAAGUGGAUAUUCCCACAAUGACAAAAUCCUGCGUGACUCCCAAAACUGAGGAGGAGGAAGGGUCUGAUAAGCACAUGGUUGCAUUUACUGCCAGUGAUUUUGAGGAAGAUUGGGAAAGCUUACUAAGAAAUGAGCCUUUUGCUAUGCAAAAUACUGAAAUGCUUGAACUUCUGCCUUCCAAAACUUUUCAGGUUAACGGUGGAUCAAGAAUGAAUAUAAGUCUAGAUACCAGGUUAAGAAAUUCAAAAAUACUACAAGAUCUUCCUUCAAACACACAUAACCAAGACCUAAUAGAUGCUAAAGAAUACAGAUUUUCACCAAAUCCAAACAGUAAAACAAGCAAAUUACCACUCACUGGAAACAGAAUGAAAUUUGCAAAGUCUUUCAAUGAAAUUGUUAUUCAAGACAAAACUCAGGAUUGUGCAGUUGCAUCUAAACUGAAAAAAGUAAAAGAAAAUAUUCACGCGAACUUUACUUCCAAUAUACAUGCUUCUGAAAAAAAGUCUUUGAAUGCACAAUCCUCUAGUGAACAAAGAAAUAAGCCCAUUUUUAAGCAUUUUUUCAAAGCACCUGUUAGUAUUGACCCUUUUGGUUCUGCAACGUUAGUCAGUGAAACCAGUGUUAGUAACUCAAGUCAGACUAAUGCAUCAAAGUUAGACUCUUUCUUUGAUGAUUGGAAUGAUCCAUUAUUUGCUAAUGAAAUUAUUAAAGCGUGUCAUAAGUUAGAGACUACUUGGGAAACAAGUGAUGUAGAUGAUGAUUUGUUAUAUCAAGCAUGUGAUGAUAUUGAAAGACUGACCCAGCAACAAGACAUAAAGGACAGCAAGAGUAGUCUUGAGAUCAGUAAUUCCAAACUUGGAGCCAAAAGUAUGUCUACUGUGUCUAAAGGAGGAAGUCACUUGGAGCAACCACAGCAUUUAAAUCUGGGCAGCAUUUCAGUACAGACAUCUUUCUUGACAGAUAACUCACAAAUUGGUAAACCAAUGAUGAUGGAGAAAAGGGAAACGUGUGGAAAUUCUCCACAUAUUUUGGGAACAACAAAUUUGACCAUGUACUCUAAGAACUCAAAUUGUGAGAUGAAUAAUGUGCAUGUGUCUUGGAGUCAUUCUGAUGUUCCAGUACAUGUGACUAGUUCCAAAUCAGUCCUUUCAAGAAGUUCAGAUUUGAAUGUGAGCUCAGAUCACACUAACACAGAAAUUGUUACUAGUAAGAAACCAACUACUCAGCAACUAUCCCAUAUAGCCAUGACAGAUGAAACUCAGAGUGACCUUAACAAAACAGGUAGAUCUUCAAAGUAUACAUUUACAAAGCUGAAAAAUUCUCAGAUUCUUUCUCAGCUCAAUCAGAAUUGUAUAGCAGAACAUAUGACUGCUACCAAAAUUACACGGAGUUUAGAGAAAAAGAAAACUGUCAACUCAUGGGAGUCUGACCGACAGCAGUCUUUGAUGAAGCUUUGUGAAUCUUUGAAAGAGUCUUCAAAAGAGGAAGAGGAAAAAUAUAGAAAGUAUUCCCCUGAAGAAAUUCAGAGAAAACGACAAGAAGCAUUGGUUCGAAGAAUGGCCAAAGCCAAGGCAUCAUCUGUAAACUCAGCUCCCAUUCAAUUUCUUUAAAGAAAUAUUGGUUGCAAGACAAAAACUAUUGACUAUCUGUGAUAGGAAGGUUUUCUUUUAAUUUCUCUGUGAGAAACUUAAUGCUGUCUUUUAAAGCAUGGACUUCUGUAUUAUUUAAUAAACCAGUGUUUGCAAUGAUGAAUGAAACUUUGGGGCUAUAUAUGAAAAUAAUUAAAAAGUUAGAGAAAUUCUGGAACAUUAGGAAUUAUGUAAUAAAAUUAUACUGAGGAAUAUAGUUGUAUUUUUAAGUCUUCCUCUUGCAGAGGAUCAAAAAAUAAUUACCUAAUUUUUUAUUAUGUCUUUUGCUAAUACUGAGCUUUGACUUCGUAAGUUAAUAGACACUAUUACAGUUUUAUUUCAGUAGCUGUUACUUAAGGUUUUCAUGCAUUUCCAAAUUUUAAUUAAUAUUUCUAUUUUCCCAGGAACAUGCUUAGUAGGAAAUAAGAAUGUCAAUUCUGUUUGUAACGAAAUUUCUAUUUUCAGUUCUUAGUCAAAGUGGAUUUGAUUUUGGGUAUUUCUAAACUGUGAUAUAGUUUGGAAACUACCAUUUUUAGUAAAAACACUUGGUUUAGGAAGUGUAGAAAAAGAAUAGUGGAUUAGCUGUAUUCAGUAAGUAAUCUAGUGUCAUUAAUGUUUACACCUAGCAGAAACUUUAGAUAUCAUCUGAUGUACAUUAUUGUAUGGGUGAGGAAAAUUACUGCUGUUACUUCCAACAUCAUAGGCAAAUUAAAGCUGUGCUUGUAUUACAGUGAUCUCUGAAUAUCUAAACUGUUAAUACCAUUUGCUUCAAACUAGUAAUCUGUAAAAUAACUUGGAAGAACAUUAAUUAUUUUACACUACAAAGAAUACAGUUAAAAGCACAUCAAAGACUAUUUAAUAGCAGUGCUUAUUGUUCAUUAUUUUAAAGAAUUAAUCUUACCAGGAUAUAUGACUGAGCUUUUUCCUUUUGGUUUUCCUGCAAUUUUCUUCCCAAUUAAUUAGCUUUACCAGCCCCCUCCCCCUUUUGCCUUCUUGGAAUUAGUUGUGCCAAUAAUAGCCAUCUAACUAGAGGACAUAACGCAGUAAGAAUGCUUUAUUUGUCUUAAGUGACCUUAGGAGACCUUAGAGAGGUUACAGAUACGAAAUACAUCCGAUGGUUUUUGGUUGUUUUAGAGCUGUAAUGACAUGGUAGCUGUUGCUUUUUGGCUGUGUAUCACUUUAUAAGUACUGUAAUAUUUUUGUAUAGAUUUUAAGUAGCCUGUAUUGCCUAGAAAUAUAUAAUGCAGAUAAGUUGAUAUGUGAGAAAAUGAAGAAAAGCUCUUUUUUUAUGAAGUGACUUCACUGUAUUUUGACUAUGCCUUGAAUAUCUGUGAGUGAAUUUGAACAGAAUCAUGUUGCAGAGAUUCUUUCCUGCCCCUCUUGAAUCUAUUUGACUCUGGUUGCCUGAGGUUUAGAAUUGGAAAACGUUAAAAAAAAAAAGAAUUGAAAAAUGUGUCUAGCAACAGUUAUAUUUAGUUUAACACUUGGGUAAUGUGAAUGAUAAUUUAUUUAAAAUCUGACUGUUUUCAAUUACUAUUGCCAUUGUGAUUGUAAUCACUUGUGGGAUUCAAACACAAAAUAUCAGACUUGCCUUUGUGCCUUUUUAGACCUCACAAAUGAGGUAUAUGGAACUGAGUUCAGGUGUGCCCCCUUGUAAAGUCCACAAGAAAACCGUAUUUGGUAAAUCUAACAUUGGUAAAUGUUUUAUUUACUAGAAAUGGUUUUAAGCACUUUAUGUAUUGAACUCACUUUUCAAAAUGACUGUACAAAGUAACAUUUUCAUGCAAAUAAGGAAAGGAAAUAGUAACUAUCAAAAUUACAAUUAGAAACAAGUUGGAACUGAAGUUUGAAUUCAGGUAGUAUAAUACCAAAAACUGAUUUUUUAAGGUGCAGGUGAGAGUUUAUUAAAUCAGGACUGGAGAAGGUACAGCACAAAUUGAAGCAUGCAGCACCCAAACUGAACUAAAUCUAAGAUUUCUGAAAAUCACCUGCUAAUUCCACCUUUGGCCAAUUUCUGGCAUAACGGCACAGUGGCCUGUCAGAAGAGAGGAGGAAGUAAGUCUUGGCUGGGUUUUGUAAUGAUCUCUGCAUAGUUUUCAAAGCCUGGCCAAAGGUUUAUUGUUGAGUCUUCAUAGUAGACACAGCUGCAAGUAGAAAGAUGGCUGUGACAUCACAGCCCUGAUGCACAUCAGGAGCUGGGAGUUCUAGCUGGGGCCUGGAUGAGAGCAGAACAGGCCGUGGGUGAGGGUAAACUUUGUGCUAAGCAACCUGUCACUACCAUUGGGUUUUCACAGGUCCCAGAAAGGAGCUUUUUCUUGAAGACUGUUUCUGUAGCCAGUGAGGCUAAAGCUUUCAAUGAUCAGGGACUGCACUGGUUCAAAGGGAGCCUUCAGAGUCACCAGGCCAGGAGUUAUCAUUGUGGUCAAUAUAAGUAUGAGAAAAGCCCCAAAACUGUGAUGGGCAGGAGGACUGUACUGAGGAUUGAACCUAGGACCUUUGCACUGAGCAGAAGUUCCCCAGCUCUUGUUUUUUGGUUUGAGAUAGGACUUAUAUUGCCUGGGUUGGGCUCCAACUUGGAAUUCUCCUGCUCUCCGAGGUUUGGGAUUACAACUGUGUGCACCAUACCAGGCUGUGACUUUAAAUGUUGAUUGUAAUAACCAGUGAUCUACUGAAAUUAUCUGUACAGCAAAAUAUUAAAGCAUUCCAGUCAGUUAUACCAGAAAUUUCAUGAGUAGUCUAUAGAUUUCUUAAUUUUCUAGCUCAAGAAAAUUCUUUCUUUUUUUCCUUUUCUAAUUCAUGUUGCAAAUGACUGCUACACUUUGGAUGUGUAAAUGCUGACUAUAUGAAUGUACAUGUACAUACAGGUUGCCUUUUUUCAGUCAAAUGUUAGAAGAAUAGGGAGUAAAAUGCAGUUAUUUUUAAUUGUCUUCAUUUUACUUCAUUAUUUUAGUAACUUCUGGAUGUUGUGGCUUUAGAUCCAUUGAGGACAAACUUAUUUCCUACUCCGAAACAUAAUAUACGUCAGUGGUGGUGAGCCUGUGACACAUAUGCUGCAGCAGACUGUCACUGAAAGCUGUAAGAGGUUCUCCGUCACUGGUAGACCUCAAGCUGCUAGUAAAACUCCAAGGUGAGUAGAUAAGUUAACGCUGCUGGUUAGCUAUACAAAAUAGAGUGAUGGUGUUCAAGUAUUUUACAGGCCUUUUUCUACUCCUCUGAGUUGAAGUCUCUAAAAACCUUGCUGUUACGUGCAUUCUCCCUAUUCAUAUUUACAUAUUAGAAGUUAUAUUUAUUGAUAUUUUAAAUGAACUAUCACAUGUGAGCACACAUCUUUAAUAUUUUCUAAGAAACUUGAGAAAAAUACAUUGUUUCUGUCUUUGUUAAGUCUUUGAUGUGUGACUGCAUCCUAUAGCUGUCGUUAAAUGUUUCUGCAUUUAAUUUGUUAGAAGAUGUUACAGUUGAAAUGUAUGAAGAAAGUCCAGUCUCACACAGAUAGGUACUGUAGGUAGGAAAGGAAGAGAUACAACAUUCUUUUCGGGUCAGCCUUAGGUGUUCUUUGAUUGUACACUAAAACUUGCAAAGUGGUAGCUUUGUAAAGGUUAGUUCCAAGAAGAAAUAACAAAGACUGCCUGUUAUAGUACUCUUUUGAUUGAAACCACCCAGUAAAGAAAAAAAAAAAAACUGGACUUUAAGGCAGGAUAUCAAGAGAUUAGGAAAGUGGAAAUGUGGAUCAACACAAAAGAAUCCUGAGCAACAGAAGUGAUGAACAUGUAGGUAACUGUAAUAGAUUUUUUAAAAGUUAUUGGAAUCUCUUUAGAAAAAGUUGGUUAAAAAUACUAAGAGUCUGGUGGAGUUCAUAGCAUAUAAUAUUUAAAUACAUGGCAAUAGCAUGAAGAUGAGGAGAGAAAGGGUUAUUUCUUAUUUUGUACUCUUGACAUGCUUGAGUCAUUAUUCCCCAGCAACACUUCACUUCCUGGGGGAUUUUUGUUCUGAUUUUUGGUACUGGAGGUUGAACCCAGGACCUUUACCCUGAGGUGUGUUCCCAGCCCUUUUUGUUCUUUGAGAUAGUCUUGCUAAAUUGCCAAGGCUAGGCUCCAGUGUGGGAUCCUCUCACCUUAGCCUCCAGAAUGCUAGGAUUACAGGCACACACCAUCACUUCCACUUCAGCAUUUCUGUUCGCACAGUGCAUUAGCAUUCUCCAGAGAAGGAGAACCAGUAGGCUGUGUACACAGUAUUACUGGCUUGGCUUGCAUGUUCGGAGCUUGGCUAAACUCGCAGUGGCUGUGUGCAAGCUGGAGAACGAGGUAAACCUGUAGCUAAUUAGCUUUAAAAAGGUGGAAGCUUCAGAGGGACCAACAGCACGGUCCAGUCCAAGGCUGAAUGCCUGGAAGCCCACUGAAGAGCAGCGUGAGUUCACAUUCAGAGGAUAAAGAAGCUGGUGUCUGAUGUAAUGGGCAAUGGCAGCAGUGAGAAAGCACACUCAUGAAGGACCCAGCUUGCAUGAGUGGCCCUACUUGGCCUUUCUGCUUUUUGUUUUAUCCAGGCCUCAGCCUGUUAAUUGCUGCCACCCAUAUUCCAGGUCAGUCUUCCCCCUCGUUGCUGACCCACAUGCUAAUGUCUCACAGUCACACUCAGUGUUUACUAUUUUCUAGGCAUCUCAGUCCAAGAUCGACCAUCACAGUAUAUUAACUGAAUAAUUGUAUAAUGUACUGAUUGUACAGCUUGCUCAGUCUACUGGUCACUACAUAAAUACAUGAGUGAUCAGUCACGUUGCUCCUUUCAAAAUCUGUCUGUGAUUGGUUAUUGCCUUUUUAUAAUUCAGCUUGUACUCUGAAAGCAAAGUUUGUUGUGUGCUGUUAUUUUCUCCUUCCAAUAAAUUCAUCUGACAUGUUAAAAAAAUGUAAACUUGGAAUUAACCAAUAAAGAUGAAAAUAUCAAAAACCAAAAAGUGUAACAUUGGAAGUGAAAAGACCAACAUAAAUGGAGUUAUAAAAGCAAUAGCUGUGGAUGAGAGUGUUGGCACUUUUUCAGAAGACUAAGCACUCAGAAGAACUUAGUGCUGGCAAACUGACCAGCAUGAAUGGAGUGACUGUGAUUAAAAGAAUGAAGGUGGUCAGACAUGGUGGCACAGGCUGAGGCAGGAGGAUCACCAUUGAGUUUGAGGCAGCUACAUAGCAAGAUGCAAGAUCUUGUCUCAAAAAACCAAAAAAAUAAAGAAUAAAGAUGUCCUAGAGAAUGUGACUGGCAAGAAACUGCAUGAGAGGAGCUCUCAGCUAUUUAAUGACACUAAAAAGUUUGAUGGCAUUAAAAGUUUAAAAUGUAGGAAGUUGACCAAAACGUGAAUAAGAGUACAACACCACAGAAGACUAAAGGUGCUGCAUUUUAAAUGAGGAAGAAAAGCAGUGUUAAAACUGCAUGACUAAUUCUUUGCAGAAAAAGAAAAUUAAUACUUUAUACAUUUAAAGACAAACGAUUUCUAGACAUUCACUACUAACUCAGGUCUUUUAGUUUUUUAAAGUCACAGAACAUUGGUAAAAUUCCCCAUAGAUUCAAAGACGGCUUUUGUGGUUUUGGCUUGCAUGGUCAUUUUUACAGUUCGGCAGUCCGUGCGAGAUGUCAACUGCAGUAACGUAUACUAUGCAUGAAGUGGUGUCAUAUAACCCGUAGGUAAAUUGAUAAAUUGAAGACUUACACUAUAAACCCUAAAGCAACUGCUACUAAAGAGUUAUAACUAGUAUAACCCAACCAGAAAAUAAGAUGGGAUAAUAAAAACAAUCCUAGAAGAGGUAGAAAAUGGGGGCAGGACAGGGGGGACCAAUGGAACACAGAAAACCAAUAGCAGUGUGAUAAAGACCUAAACAUAAUCAUAUGUGUACUCAUGUAGAAUGUAAGUAGUCUAAGGACUCCAAGUAAAAUUCAGAGAUGGUUAGAUUGGGUUAAAAAACAUUGCAUCCACACAUGGCUCAGUGAUGGUCAUAUGUUCUGAGAACUGCAUUAUGUGACCUCAUUGUGCAAAUAUUGCAGAGUGUACUUAAACUAAUUGGCUGUGAUGUCACCAGAUGAUACUAUCUCAUUGGGCCACCAUCAUAUAUUCAGUUCUUCAUCGACCAAAAAGCCAUUAUGUGGGGCGUGACUAUAUGUGAUGCCUACGAAAAGACACUUGAAGUUCAAAAACACUAGUGGGCUAAAUUAAAGAUGGUAAAGAUUUAUCAUGCAAAAAAACUAUUGGCUGGUCGUCAGUAUCAGACAGAGGAAAUUUUAUAGCAAAGAUAAUUAUGAAAGGUGAAAAUCAUACAAUGAUGAAAUAAAUAGUCAAGAGGACAUAACCCAAAUAUCCAUGCAACUAAUAAUAGGUUAAAAAUACAUAAAAGACAGAAAAUUACAAAACAAUUUAAACAAAUUCUAUGAUUCUAAAUAAAGAUUUGGUUGAGUCUCUUGUACAAUAUCUACUUUGAGUCAUAUGCAAAAACAAUAGAUUUUGUAUUUGUGUGCUACUAUUGUUAAUAUAUCUUAAGAAUCAUAAUGCUUCAAUACCAAAAUUUUAACUAGGAGGCUUUUAUUACACUACUUGAUAAAACAGAAAGCUUUACAUGUAAAUUUAUAUUAAAUAUUUAUAGUACAUAAAUAUGAUUGACAUCUAUAGGAGUUCUGUGAAUUAUUCUUUUGAAAACAAACUUUGUAAUAAUAAUUUCCUAUUUUGACUUUUUUUAUGCCUAUAUUCCUGCAAAAACACCAAUGAUAGUACAUAUACUUUAUGUUCGAAAUACUAGAAAUGAGAUUUUUGACAUGAUGCAAGCUAGCAAUAGCCUGUAAGCUUUGCUGUAUAAGAUUCCUAGCUUUUACUGGUAUAUAAUUUUUGUUAAAUAAAAUAUUUAAUUAAUACUUGAAAAAACUUAAAAAGAACUUUGUUCAAACAUUUUUAUUUCAGCUAGCUAAAAAGAGAUUAUACAAACAUCACUAUCAUUUAAAAUACAUUCUGUGUUCAAUUAUGCCAUCUUGUAUCAUUCUUUAUUAAUAUUUGUUCAGGCCUUCACUUUUCUGUGCUCAUUACAGUCAUUUAUGUGAGCAAACAAGUCAGUGAUACACUUCAGUAUAAUGUAAUUGCCUUUUUAUACAUAUUCAGUCUGCUUAUACAUAUAGGUUUUGAUUUAUCUUCUGGUGGAGACUUUUUAUUUUUCUAGCAUGCAACUAUAAAAUUUCAUUAAAUUUGGCUUUCUUU